Molecule: messenger RNA, 1055 nt
Organism: Tetranychus urticae (two-spotted spider mite)
Lineage: Eukaryota; Metazoa; Arthropoda; Arachnida; Trombidiformes; Tetranychidae
Product: mite group 2 allergen Gly d 2.02
Biological process (GO): sterol transport
Molecular function (GO): sterol binding
Source: RefSeq, a predicted model, not a curated record
CUAGUAAUGUAGAGAAGCGAAACGGUGAUGUUUUCUUGAAUUAUUUCAAUUUCUCCACAAUCUUGAGUGCAUGUUACAUCUCUGGUAAAGUCAACCUGUUUGAGUACUUUUAAAAUCAUCAAGUAAUCUUCUCUUUUAAAUCCCUUUUCUCUUCUCUCUCUUCUCUUUCUUUUCCUCUGUCUUUCUAGAUUUUCUCUUCUCACUCGUUGCCUCAUCAUCAUUAUCAUUAUCAUCAUUUUUUAGGCACACCUUAUCUAGCAAAGGCCAAGUGAAUGUCUCUAAAACUUGCUUUCGUGUCUUUAGCCAACAACUUCAAUCUCAUUCCUAGUCACUUUUAUUUUUAUAAUUUAGUCUUGUGAAUGCUUAUUAAUAAAUAAUUAGCCAUUCUUUGGUUACCUUUUUUACGUUAUUAAUUAUCAGCGGUCGGACACUUUUUAGUUAGGACAACAAUCAGCAGGAAAACACAAAUCACAACAAACAACAUGUACAAUCAACUUUACCUUUUACUUUCAACACUUCUUAUUUCAACCUGUUCUGCCCUUGAAUAUCGUGAUUGUGGAAAUGGGCAAGUUAAAGGAAUCAAAGUAGAUGUUUGUGAUUCAGACCAGGAAACUUGUGUGUUAACCAAGGGUAAACCAUUUCAAGUUGAACUGGACUUUAUCCCGGAGCACGAUGCCGAUUCUGUUACAUUUCAUGUGUCUUCACUAGUUUUUGGAUUCCCUGUUGAAUUGCCUGUUGAAAAUAAUGAUGCCUGUGGACAAAAUUUGAUUGAAUGCCCGGUAAAAGCAGGAAAACGAACCAAAUUUACUUACGAGGGAAAAGUAGAUGAAGCGAUUCCUAUGUCUUCUGUUACGGUUGUUUUCAAUCUGAAAAGUGGUGAUACUGAACUUGCUUGCGUUGAAUCGGAUUUGGAGCUUCAAGAUCCAACACCUGAAGAUAAGAAGGAAGACGAACAACUAACUCAUCAAGAAUUAUAAUCUAUUUUUGAUUGAACAAUUAGUUACUAUUAUCAUGUUUUUAUUUUCCCUCAAAGAGAUUUACAAUAUUUUUCAACU